AUGGCGGAGACGGUGUUUAAAUGUGUGUGUGGGAACAUUAGUGUCUCUUUGAAAUCGAUGUGUCAAGACUCUGAUCUUCAAAUGCAACACAUUUUUACUGAAUGGGCGAAUCCGAUAUGCUCGACGGAAGGGAGUAUAACUACACAAUACAAUGACUUAAAGAAAGUGCUAGAAAACACUCCCCAACGAAGGUUCAAUUCCUUAUGGUGUGAAUUGUGUGGAAUUGAAGUGUGUAAGUACCAACAGACUUCAACUCCACAAAUGAGAACGACAGUGAUAGUCAACCCCCUUCUCCGAGAAAGCACAGCAACACGCAAAUUGCAGAACUUGAUGUACUCCGAGACGUUUGGACUGUACAUCCAACAAAGUGAAGUUGACGACGCAACAACAUCUUCGUCGCAUAAUUCAUCGCAAAUUGAUCGAUUGCUGUCGCAGAAGAAGCAAGAGUACAUCGACGGACUCUUCGAAGCGAAGGAGAAGCGCGUAAGAGAGUUUGUGAUGCAACAAGAGGACGAGUUUGAGAACAAACGGAUGGAAGUCAAGAAGGAGUUUUUGAUGUUAAAGAAGCAAUGCGAACGCAAAGCCUUGAAAGAGUCGACAGAACACUUCAAUCCAUCAAACACGUGGUACGUUGAUCCUAAACAUCAAUCAAUUCUCCCAGAAAGUACUCCGACAAAUACAAUGGGCGACGUCUUUUUCUUCGAAGAAGAUGACGACGUCGGCUUUGAGAAGUGUGAAGUCAUGUCCAAGAAAAAGGCCGACUCAAGAGUCUUUAACAAAGCAGGAAAAGAUGGCAACGACACUUUCCCAACGUCUUUUAAGGACUUUGCUAUUGAAAAGGAACACAAAGAGUCCGUCGAAAGUCUGUAUUUGAGGAACACACACAAAUUCGUGUGA
Entamoeba invadens IP1 is the source of this 897-nucleotide messenger RNA. RefSeq lists its product as hypothetical. The record is from RefSeq and is a predicted model, not a curated record. The transcript has a single exon. Lineage: Eukaryota; Evosea; Mastigamoebida; Endamoebidae. Bases 1 to 897 code for a protein of 298 amino acids.